This is a messenger RNA of Mollisia scopiformis, 860 nucleotides long. RefSeq lists its product as uncharacterized. The coding region runs from base 414 to 860 and encodes 148 amino acids. The record is from RefSeq and is a predicted model, not a curated record. The transcript is spliced from 2 exons. NCBI's taxonomy places the organism in Eukaryota, Fungi, Ascomycota, Leotiomycetes, Helotiales, Mollisiaceae.
UAUCUACAUUUAGUCCUCAAUCCUCCCUCCAGAGAUCUUUUCAAUUCUAUCUAUGUAUGAUUGUCUAAACCAUUUUUUGGGUUAGUGGAGGGGCACAUUUGACAGGUUGGCGCUAUUCCUAGUCCGUACAGAAUGCGAGCUUACAGAUGAUCACUCCCCGCACAACAAGAUAUAAAUUGUGACUUAUUGCCCCAUCUUCCUUUCAGCUCCGGUUGAUCAGUGUCAGCAUGUGCUGUUCACUCCAUUGCAUCACAAUGCCGUUCAUGUACUACUUAUAUCGAGACAUCAGCCCCGCGUUGGUGUCACAUAGACUUCGCUGCACGACUUGAACAUAGUCCUAGGAACUUUCAGGUUUCUUCGUUGUAGAAUCGGUCUUUUAUUUUGCCCUUGCUAAAGCUCAAUCAUUGUUCAUUAUGGCAAACAAUCCAGACCAAGCCUUCAUCGAGGCACGUCAAGCGGCGAUUGAAAAAGCGAUCAAUACACACGCAGUCGACUCCCUCCUCUCCCACUACAUAGACGAAGGCCUCGAUUACUCAGACUAUGGCGCGGGCGCGAUCAACAUGGACAAAGCGGGCCUAACAACCUACUUCAACAACAUGUUCUCGGGCUGCGGCAACCUCAAAGUCAGCACGGUGGCCGUCAGCGGCUCGAAGAACUUCACGACGUGGGAAUGGAAUCUGAGCUUCAAUUAUAAUACGGCGGUUGAGCAGGCGAGUGGGGAUGUGGAUUUUACGCCGGACAAGGCGGAUGGGAGGGAGGUGAGGAUGGUGGGGGUUACGAUUGCGUGGUGGAAUGAGGAGGGGAUGGUGUGGAAGAAUCAUGAUUAUGCUAAGGCUGUGGAGAGUUUUGAGGGGAGGUGA